Onthophagus taurus is the source of this 6269-nucleotide messenger RNA. The record is from RefSeq and is a predicted model, not a curated record. Lineage: Eukaryota; Metazoa; Arthropoda; Insecta; Coleoptera; Scarabaeidae.
AACUUAAAAUUUUUAAAUGAUUAUAAUUUUUUUAUUCUUAAAGUGUUAUCUUUUCUAAUUAAGUUAUGAAAUAGUUAUAGAACAUUUUUCAUUAAGAAAAAAAACAAGUUUUGGGUCGUCACUGAUUCUCCAACGAUUCCUACACCUGUAAUAUUGGGUUACGGUAAAUAUUUCUAUGGUGAGAAGGUAUUCCAACAGUGGACAAGAGAAAGGUAACUUCUCUUGUACACAACUGAACACCUCGAGGUAGACGACGGGUAACACAUUCUUGUUACUACCUCCACAUCGCGUGUGAUCGACUAAAAAAUUUAUCAAGUGUUCUCAAAAUCAAAAAAGAACUUUAGAGUUUAAAAAUUGAGUUUAAAAUGCGAAUCUAUGAAAAUACGUAAUAGAAACUUAUUUAAUUAAAUAAAAAUUAAAAUUGGUGAGGAAGUGAUAUUGUUUUUUGUUUAUUUGUUGGAAAGAAAAAAAGUAAGUUUUGAUUUUUAAUGAUUUUUAAUAAUUUACGAAGGUGUGUUCUUAAAUGGGAACGAUAUUUUAAAAUUUCUUAAGGUAAUUUAAAGAAUGCAGGAUGUCAACGAUCAAAUUGAUUUUUUUGUAAUCUUUCGACCUUCAAAAAUAAAAACUGGUAUUAAAAAAGAAAUGAGAUCAUUGGGGAGAGAGACUAGUAACGAAUUUUCCUUUCACCGCGACCUUUACUAUUUUCAAAUAAUUUUUUAAAUAAUCGAUUAUAUAAUUAGAAAAAAAAUUCAUUAAAUUUUUUAUACAGGACUAAAUUAAUUAAGUAAAUACAAAAGUGGUUCUUUGUGAUAUAAGAAUCUUAAGAAAAAUUUAAAUAUUGUAAUUACAUUUGAAUAGAAAGUGGAUAAAUACAAGGAUAUAGGAAAUUUAAAUUUAAAAAUCUUUUUAUGUCAAUUACAAAUUUAAUUAUCUUCAUUCGUUAUUUUAACGCAACGAAAAUGAAAUAAUACUCAAAGAUACUUAAAAACAGGUGUUCUUUAUGGUCUAUGAGCAAAGUGAUGAGGUGAUUAGAUGAACCGAUGAGAAGAAAGUGUGAAGGAAAUGAAAUACAAAACUAAAUUGAAUCUUUCGUUUCAUAAGGAGAUGCUUUUAAAAUGAUGUUAAAGGCGAAAGCAUUUGUUCGUUACAAAAUCAAUAAAGUGAAAAUUUAAAUUAGUUUAAAUAAAUCUUAUAACAAUCUUUACUAAAGAUCGGUAACCUUAUAAAAGAGAAUACCACAUUGGGUGUGGACCUCUCGGUAACUUUCAGAAAUUAUUCAAUACAGAAGAAGCGAGAAAUGCCAAGGGUAUUCUCGGUAUUCCAUUCGAGAUAUAAAAUACAAAUAACUAUUAUUACAUCAUUACAAAGUUUGUAAAAAUUUUGAUAUUUCACAAUUUUCUUUCUACUUUAUCGACAUUAUUAAUUAUUGUCAAUUUGACGCAAUAAGAUAACCUCAAAACUGCGAAAAUUUCAACGACUAUCCAUAAAUCAUUUUUUUAUUCCCAAUUACUUCAUAAUAAAUUAAAACGGGACGGCAAAAACAAGAAAAAAGUCAAUAAAACGAAUAAGAGGUUCACGUAUCUUCGCUAAGAUGAAGAAAAAACAACGCCUCGGGGUUCAAGAACCGCUAAUCGAAAUUACUGGGGCACCGGGGCGUGCUUCUCGGCCCCCCUUCAGUUUCUUCACGAGAAGAACCUCUUUUAAACGAUUAAGAAAAAAAUCGACCUCAAAAUGUAUCAGAUAAAUUAAAAAUAAAAUUAUUUAUUUUCUAGGUUCGAAUUAUUUUUUUAAAUAAAUUAUCAUUUCAAUUGGCUGGUUUCAAUGGUACGAUGAACGAGAAUUAACUGUACUUAACUAUAUCUACAGUUUAUUCUACACGCGAUAAAAUCACGAAAAAAAACGUUAUUUAACUUACAAUUUAAACGAAAAAUCGAUUGAUUUAAAUAUUUAAAAUAAUUUAAACAUAACCUAGUUACAAAAUAACUAAAGUUAGCAAAAUAAAUAUGUGUCCAAUGAACAGUUACAAAACGUAGUGUGGUUUUAUGCAAAUUUAACGACAUCCCGUCCAUUUUAGAUACAGAUAUUUAUGUUAACGUUCUCAAAACAUAUGUUUUUUAAAUUUGCGUCAAUUCUACUUCUAUCAGUAACAACAUUGGCUGAAGAUAAUUUUAGACCAUGUUCGGAAAUUUCACGAGAACUCCGUUUUCCGUGUCGAUGUUCUUUAGGACCAAUUGAAUCAGCCCUAGAAGGGAACCCAGCUAUUUCAAUGGAUUGUGAUCGAGUUGUUUUUUCAACGGAUUCAACGAAUGCGAUUCCCUAUGGGGCCCCGAUUGUAUCAUUUCAACAAAGAUACGCUGGUUAUCAAUCAUUACCAACAAAUUUAUUAGCUUUAUCUGGACUUCCGUUGCGCUCGAUCGAUUUCUCCGGGAAUUCUUUAAGAAGAGUAACUGAAAAAUUAUUAUUGAAGUUGCAAAAUUCUUUGGUUGAGUUGAGAUUAGCCGAUAAUCUUCUGGGAGAUACAUUAAACCCGAUUUUUUCAACAAGCGAAUUCCACACUUUAAAACAUCUGCAAAUAAUUGAUUUUAGUGGAAAUGGGAUUAAAGCAAUCGAAGAAGGAAUUUUUGAAGGUUGCCAAAAUUUGCAAGAAAUUUAUUUAGACAGAAAUAGUUUUUCGUUAACCCCCGGAGGAUCUUUAAACGGACCAAAAAGCUUAAAAAUUUUAUCAUUAAAAGAUAACCGAAUAUCAUUCAUCAAAUCUAACACAUUCAGAGCGCAAAAGGACUUAGAAAUCAUCGAUUUUAAUCGGAAUUUAAUCUCAAAUAUCGAAGGUGGUGCAUUUUUUGGUUUAGAAAAGCUUCAACAACUCCGUUUAGGCCAUAAUAGGUUAUCAAAAUUUAAUAGCGAUGUAUUUCAAGGUGCUGAAAAUGCACGACACUUAGAUUUAAGUGAAAAUUUCAUCGCUGAAUUCCCAUCGGUUGCGUUAAAACCACUCGUUAAUUUAUUAUAUUUAAAUUUAUCAUCGAAUUCGAUUCAAAAUUUGGAUAAUAAUGAUUUGGCAACGUUUGUAAAUUUAUAUUUUCUGGAUUUAAGCAGGAAUAAUAUUGGAAAUAUCGUCCCUGGAACCUUUUUGGGGUUAAAACAAUUAAGAAAAUUGGAUAUUAGUGUGAAUUCAUUAAGAACUAUUGAAGAUGAUUCUUUUGAAGGAUUGGAUAAUUUAGAAUACCUAAACUUAAAAGACAACAACAUUUUAUUAAUCCCAGCAUCCGCUUUAGGAAGAUUACCACGCUUAUCGAUUCUGCAAUUAGAUUAUAAUCGAAUAGCUGCUUUAUCGGGGGAAAUUCUUCGUUCAAUAGCAGAAAAAGUAACAACUUUAAUUAUAUCAAGAAACGUUGUUAGAGAACUUCCUUCAUCCACAUUUCAAUAUUUCGAGCAAUUAGAAAAUUUAGAUUUAACCCGAAACUUAUUAACAUCUCUAAACUCGGAGACGUUCAACGGGCUAGAAACAACUCUUGUAAAUUUAGUCCUUUCUCAAAAUAAAAUAACGAAUUUAAAUGAAAAUUUAAGUUUGAAUCAACUGGAGAAAUUGGAUUUAAGUGAAAAUCUAAUUACAAAUAUUUCCAGUGAUUAUUUUAAAGAAUUGGCGAAUUUAAGGAGGUUAGAUUUAAGCGGGAAUGUAAAUUUAAGAAGUUUCCCAAUAACAAUUUUACACCCGUUAUUAAAUUUGGAGAUUAUCGAUUUGAGCCGGGUUAAAAUGAAAAGUUUAUCAUCUGAUUUUUUUAAUAAAAACCUAAAAUUAAAAGAAAUUUAUUUAAAGGAUAAUGAAUUGAUUGAGAUAUCAGAACGAAGCUUUGAAAAUAUGAUUAAUUUAACGAUUUUGGAUUUAUCGAUAAAUAAAAUUCAGAACAUCCGUCAGUCCGCGUUUGUUAAUUUAAUGAAUAUAAAGGAAUUAAUAUUAAAACAUAAUCAAUUAAGUAGCUUUAAAGGUGAAUUUUUCAAUACCGGAACAAGUUUGGAACUAAUCGAUAUCUCAAAUAAUCAAUUAAGCUAUCUAUAUCCGUCAAGUUUUCGGAUCCACCCCAGAUUAAAAACAUUAAAAGCGAAUAAUAAUAAAUUUAAUUUUUUCCCGGCUGAAUUAAUUAUGGAACUCCAAUUUUUAGAAUUUAUUGAUUUAUCAAAAAAUUAUUUAAAAGCCAUCGAUGAAUUAGAUUUUGCGCGUCUCCCAAGACUUCGAAGUUUAAUUUUAAACAACAAUCAAAUCGAAAACAUCAACGAGAUGUCUUUUCACAAUUCAUCUCAAUUACAAGUCGUAGAUUUAAGUUAUAACAAAUUAGAAAGAUUCGGCGAGCGCACUUUCGAAGGAUUAAUUCGUUUAGAAUCGUUAAACUUAGAAGGUAAUUUUUUGAACGAUUUGCCCGAAUUUGCUUUCGAACGGGCUAGAUUACAAAUGCUCGAAAAUAUAAAUUUAGCAAAAAACUUAUUUGAAAUAGCCCCAUUACGAUCGUUGCAAAAACAAUUCUUUUUCUUAACUAAAGUGGAUUUAUCCAGGAAUAAAAUUGUUGAUAUCCCCGGAGAUAACUCGAUCAUGGUUAACAUAAAAAAUUUAGACUUAAGUUUUAACCCGUUAUCAGAAGACGCAAUAAGCAAUGUUUUAAGUGAACCGAAAACAAUUCGUCACUUAAAUUUAGCCGGAACUAACAUAAAAAAAUUAUCACAAUUAGAAACACCGUUCCUAACCUCGCUUAAUUUGUCGUUUAAUAACAUCUCAGAAAUCCCAAUAAAAGUUUUUGAGAGAGCAACUUUACUCGAAAAACUAGAUUUAUCCAACAACCAAAUCAAAGAAACCUCUCAUUUCCCUAAACUUUGGGAAAAUUUGUUAAAUUUGCAAUCCUUAAACAUCUCUGAUAACCCAAUUGAAACAAUUUCCCAUCAAGAUUUUCAAGGAUUGGAAAACUUAAAAACAUUAAAAAUAUCAAAUUUACCCGAAUUAACACGUUUAGAAAAAAAUUCAUUCAAAUCGACGCCAAAUCUAAUUCAUUUAGACGCAUUUAAUUACCCAAAGUUAGGUUAUCUUGAUCUUCAAGGACUCCUUUUAAACCUACCUUCAUUAGAAAAAGUUAAUAUUGAAACGAAAGAUUCGGGAAUAACCGGAGAACAACUUCAAAAUAUCUUAAACUCACGUUUAAACGAAUUAGGUCUGUUCGGUCCUCGAUUAAAAACGUUAAGUUCGGGAACUUUCUCCGGUUUGAAAGCUUCAGAGAUUACGAUUCGAUUAAAAAAUACUUCAAUAAGUACUUUACCUCAAACUUUAUUCUUUCCUGUUCCAAGAUCAUCGCAUAUUUCUUUGGAUUUAACGGGAAGUCAAUUAACAACGUUAAAUUUAAAUCUUUUGAAUACUUUAGAUGAUCGAGCUUUGAUGAUUUUUGGGUUAGAUACGAAUCCUAUUCUUUGUGAUUGUAAUUCGAAGGCUUUAAAACGUUGGCUUCCGAGUGGGUUUGAUGUGAAAUGUGGUAAUCCAGAGAGGUUGAGAGAUAUGUUUUUGAUUGAUGUCGAUGAAAACGAGUUAAUUUGUGAUUCUAAAAAAUUAACAACCAUUUCAACUUCUUCGGUUAAUCUAAAAAGUGUCACGAAAAGUGUUCAAAAAACAACGGAACCUGAUAUAAUUUGGUCAGUGGCUACUGAAAAAGCAAAAACAACAAAUAAAAAUGUUAAUAAUAAUAAUAAUAAUAAAAUACAAACCUCGCCUUCAACUGUAAAUAAUGAUGAUACUUUAAUAAUUGGAAUUGUUGGGGGCGUUGUAGCGUUCAUUGCUAUUUUAGUAAUUAUUAUUUGUAUUGUUCGAUUAAAAAUGACGAAUUCCUAUAAUAAUUCGCCGGUUUUACCUCCAAUUCCGGGAAGUAGUUGCGCUUGCAGUGUUAAAGGAGCUCCGAUUUAUGCGGUUCCUCCAAAUUAUACAGCUGGCUAUUCAGCUACUUUACCCCAUAAAGUACAACUUUCUGGGUCACCUAUUCGGACGACCUAUUCAACAAUGGGACGAGGAGUUCCAUAUCAUCAAACGGUUCAACCUUAUUUUAUAGCUUAUCCGUCUGAAGAAAAAAUUUAUCGGUAGCUGUUAAUUUUUAAAUUUUAUUAUAAUGUUUUUAAGUUAUUAAGUCAUAAUAAUGUUGUUUUAUAAUUUAUGUAGUUUAUAAUAAAACAUGAAAAGGUUGUUUUGUAUCUGUAUCAGAAAAUGUAAUUAAAAUUUAAUUUUAAUAAAGUUAACCCUCAAGUAC